AUGAUAUACCCACCUUUCUUUGCUCAGUCAAAUCGGCAAAAACAGCAAAUGAUAAUGCAAGCAGAUUUCAGUUUCUACGAGAAGACAUGGAAGAAUAUUUCUCAAUCAGCUAAGGAUUUAAUCAACUCUCUCCUGGCGGUUGAUCCUGAUAAAAGACCCACUGCUCAGCAGCUUCUCCAGCAUCCAUGGGUUAUAGGCGAUUCAGCGAAGCAGACUGAAAUUGACCCCGAAAUAGUCUCAAGACUCCAAAGCUUCAAUGCUCGUCGCAAACUCCGAGCAGCCGCAAUAGCAAGCGUGUGGAGCACCACGGUUUUCUUGAGAAGCAAGAAACUUAAGUCUUUGUUAGGCUCCUACGACCUUAAGGAGGAAGAAAUUAGCAAUCUCAGAACCCAUUUCCACAAAAUAUGCGCCAAAGGUGACAAUGCGACUUUGUCAGAAUUCGAGGAAGUGCUGAAAGCAAUGAACAUGUUCUCACUUAUUCCUUUGGCACCUAGAAUAUUUGAUAUUUUCGACAAUAAUCGUGAUGGAACAGUCGAUCUCAGAGAAUUACUUUGCGGAUUAUCAACUCUUAGAAACUCUCGAGGAGAUGAUGCUCUCCAUCUUUGUUUCGAGAUGUAUGACACUGAUCGAUCGGGAUGCAUCACCAAGGAGGAGGUAGCGUCGAUGCUGAGAGCUUUGCCUGAUGACUGCCUUCCAGUAGACAUUACAGAACCUGGUAAGUUAGACGAGAUAUUUGACCUGAUGGAUGCAAACAGCGAUGGCAAAGUCACCUUUGAUGAGUUCAAAACUGCAAUGCAAAGAGAUAGCUCUCUCCAAGAUGUGGUCCUCUCCUCUCUUCGUCCCUAG
Messenger RNA from Carica papaya (papaya), 846 nucleotides. Lineage: Eukaryota; Viridiplantae; Streptophyta; Magnoliopsida; Brassicales; Caricaceae. The record is from RefSeq and is a predicted model, not a curated record.